Molecule: messenger RNA, 1392 nt
Organism: Bacidia gigantensis
Lineage: Eukaryota; Fungi; Ascomycota; Lecanoromycetes; Lecanorales; Ramalinaceae
Exons: 4
Coding region: 1-1392 (463 amino acids)
Source: RefSeq, a predicted model, not a curated record
AUGGCAUUUCUUCUCCUCUCGACGACCUUCGCCCUCAGCAUCACCUUCUCAGCAGCACAGACCAUAACAGUACCAGGCCUUCCCACGAGUCUUGCACCCACUGCAACCCCCGUCACGGCCAUCAUCUCUGCGGUCUCAUCUGCCUUACCAUCUCCCGAACUUGGCGACCCCUUCUCCCUCUCCACAUAUCCUGCAUGCGCGCUCUCCUGCAACACCGACGUCAACAACACUGUCUCCUACGACACGAGCAACAUCCAAUACCUCUGCAGCGCCGACUACCGGAGCCGCACAUCAGCGUGCCAGAAAGUGACGUGCAGUUCCAGCGACUAUGACAAAAGCACACUCCUCGGCGCAGAAGUUUGCGGCGCGCUUUACAACAAUGACACCGCACUAGGCUCCUCAGUAUCUUCAGCCAUCGCCUCAGCGACCGCGUUCGCCGCGAAUGCGGUGGCGAACAAAGACCCAACAAAACAGGCAGACUAUCCCCCAUGCGCCGUAAUCACCUCAUACCUCGGCGACCAGCUCUACUUCACAUGCCCUCCCGCUUCGGAAGUAUCGUACGGAGAUGGCAAUUUCGCAGAACCGCAGCCUACAGACUUCAUCUGUGCUUAUAAUUGGAAGCCUCGCGGGAUCGCACUGACCAAGAUCGAUACCCUCAUAGUCAUGGUCGAAGCCUUGUCGUUACUCGCCCUGCAAGAUUUCAAUAAGGACCAAGAGACUUUCCGCUUCUCAAAUCGCGAGUUGUUGAUUCGCUUGUCCAGUACGAGGGUCCCAGACGUUCCAGGAUUCACAAUCAAAGAGAUGCUGUGGGCAAUCCGGACUACGGCUUGCUAUUUUCAAACAGAAGAUCGAUAUGGAGAGAUCAAUUGGGCAAUCAAAUACAGCGGCUAUCCUCACAUGGGCGUCGGGCAGCUCGCUUUCGAUCCUACUCCCCCGCAGGAUGGACCGAAUAUGACCUCUUUCUCGAACGCUACUGCCGGUGGCAUUGCGAUCACGGAUGUCAAGGUCCUUCCUGACGGACCCACCUAUCCUGCAGCUACCGUCUAUUCCGUAAUGAUGAACCUGAUCAUUGCUGAAGCGGAGAAGCCCAACGGCGAGUCUUUCCUCGCAGUCACUGGUUACGAUCGCGGUAGUGAUGCCUCAAUUGGCAUUGGAGCCACCAGUGUUGCGGCCGCCAAUCGUUUCACUCAUGGGGCCGUUAAGUUGGCAAUCGCCGACCUGGCGAUAAAAAUGUCACUAGUACCCCAUCCAUACAGGUGGAGGCAGUGCACUUUCUUGAUUCGCAUCAAUGGCAGGAUUAUCGGGAGAGGCGCUUUUGGUCCUGGGCGUCCUGAUGCUGAUAUGUUCAACAAGGUGGACAAUACGACGGUAGCACCAGUGAACAUCCAGUAA